Molecule: messenger RNA, 758 nt
Organism: Strongylus vulgaris
Lineage: Eukaryota; Metazoa; Nematoda; Chromadorea; Rhabditida; Strongylidae
Source: the annotation of a GenBank genome assembly
GGACGUGCUUUGCUGCUCAAGAAUACGGCAUACCUGUGACGUUAAUUGGUGAAGCAGUGUUUGCUCGAUGUCUGUCAGGGUUGAAAGAUGAGCGAUUGGUGGCAUCAGAACGUUUGGCUAGACCACAGGUCAACCAUGAUCAGAUCAUACCGGACAAACGAGACUUCAUCAAGCACAUCAGCAAGGCUCUCUAUGCGUCUAAGAUUGUCAGCUACGCCCAAGGGUUCAUGUUAAUGGCAGAGGCUAGCAGAAAGUUUGACUGGAAGCUAAACUUUGGAGCAAUUGCUCUCAUGUGGCGAGGUGGAUGCAUCAUCAGAUCAAGAUUCCUUGGAGAAAUUAAAAAAGCUUUUGAUAAGAAUCCCACUCUUCCUAACCUCCUGCUGGACGAAUUCUUUUCAAAAGCAAUGGCUGAUGCGCAGACGUCUUGGCGAGUGGUAGUGACGUCUGCAAUACGGUUGGGUGUCCCUGUACCAGCAAUGUCGUCAGCGCUAGCAUUCUAUGAUGGGUACUCACGCAAAAUAUGUAUUACUCGAUUUCGUGGACUUUUAAAACUCCCAUACCUUGAAGGCUUAUUUCCUGAUUCUGAAGGGAAGGCAUACGCUCAGCCUUUUCAGGUUCUGCCCGCUAAUCUCCUCCAAGCUCAACGUGACUACUUUGGAGCCCACACAUACGAGCUCAUGGAUGCUCCAGGACAAUUUGUCCAUACAAAUUGGACUGGGAAAGGUGGACGUGUUACAAGCAACGCCUACAAUGCAUAA